UGUGUGUUUAUGAGUUGGUACUGCUCGUUGGUGGAGAAGUUGUCGUGCAUGUUAGUAAUUUUUAUCUGUCUUAUGUAUGCCAAUAAAGACGAAAAACUUGUAAUUUUUAUACGCUAAGUGUAGCCUACUUAUUUUUCUACAGAAUUCAAAUGGGUUCUUCAGUUGCUCAAAAGACUUGGGAAAUGACUAAUAAUGUAGAAACUGUCCAAAAUAUAGAUGAAAUUUACAAAUAUAACAAAAAACAGCAACAAGAUAUUCUUACCGCAAAGCCGUGGGAAAAAGACCCUCACUACUUUAAGGACAUUAAGAUAUCAGCCCUAGCUUUGUUGAAAAUGGUGAUGCAUGCCAGGUCAGGUAGCAACUUGGAAGUGAUGGGUUUGUUACUCGGGAAAGUGGAUGCCAAUACGAUGAUUGUUAUGGAUUCUUUUGCCCUGCCGGUUGAAGGGACGGAAACCAGAGUCAAUGCCCAGGCUCAGGCGUACGAAUACAUGGCAGCUUAUACAGAAACUGCAAAACAAGUACGUUUUAGACAUUUUAGUGUUGGUUGGUGUAACUCUCGACUACCACAUGUGUUUUUCUUAUUGUUACAGAUUGAUCCAGUGAGAACAAUCUCUGCCGGAAAAGUAAACUUGGGAGCUUUUAGAACCUAUCCUAAGGGGUACAAGCCUCCCGAUGAAGGUCCGUCAGAAUAUCAGACCAUUCCACUCAACAAAAUUGAAGACUUUGGGGUCCACUGUAAACAAUACUACUCGCUGGAUGUCUCAUAUUUUAAAUCAUCUCUAGAUCGACGUUUGUUGGAUUCCCUGUGGAAUAAGUACUGGGUAAACACGCUUAGCUCUUCGAGUCUUCUGACUAAUGCAGACUACACUACAGGGCAAGUAUUUGACCUCUCUGAUAAACUUGAACAAUCGGACACUCAGCUAGGAAGAGGUGGUUUUAUGUUAGGAAUUGAUCCCCACGAGAAACGGACUGAAGACAAACUGACUAAAGCCACCAAAGACUGCUGUAAAACAACUAUAGAAGUGAUUCAUGGUCUUAUGUCCCAAGUAAUUAAAGACAGACUAUUUAACCAGGUGAAACCUUGAGGUGAUGUUCAAGACUGGUUUGACCUCUUAACUGAAACAAAUUAAGUUAUCAUGCUGUAAAGAAAAGCUAUUCUACCCUAACAUAUACUGAUGCUUUAUGAAUUUCUCCUUUCUGUUACUUUCAAGAAAAAAGUUAAAAUAAGCAGCAUUUAUUGAUCUUUGUUGUUAAUAAAUUGAUGCACACGUUAUUUUGAUGUCUGUACGCUUAGUGUUUUAAUAAAGAGUUACAAGAUAA
Molecule: messenger RNA, 1320 nt
Organism: Limulus polyphemus (Atlantic horseshoe crab)
Lineage: Eukaryota; Metazoa; Arthropoda; Merostomata; Xiphosura; Limulidae
Gene: CSN5
Product: COP9 signalosome complex subunit 5-like
Exons: 5
Coding region: 150-1085 (311 amino acids)
Biological process (GO): protein deneddylation
Cellular component (GO): COP9 signalosome; cytoplasm
Molecular function (GO): deNEDDylase activity; protein binding; metallopeptidase activity
Source: RefSeq, a predicted model, not a curated record